UUAGCAACUUGAUUACGGCAAUAUCACGGUAUAACGAUGAGGAAAUGUCAUCAGGUGUGCCGGCAUACAUCGUGUUCACGGCCAGUUCACGUCACGUAUAAAGCCUGACAAGUGCCUAUUCGGCGUCUUAUUCUGCUCUCCAUCGUAGUCCGCGUGUAUCAUUCCGUUAAUAAACCAUCAUCAUCACUCUGUCUUUAGUGCAUUCACCCAUCUAUCUUCCAUAAUUUGUUCCAUGUGCGCUCGGACAGAUUAGUUGCCCGGCAAAAAAAUCACUGUGAUGAUGUAUAUUCCUCCGGAAAUGUUAAACACCACCGUUCAGCGUAACGACUCCGGGCCGCAAAACCAAUCAAACUCUUCCAUACCCAUCCCGAUCGUGGCCAGAUGGACCGUCCUCCCGGCACUGGAAGUUAUCAUCUGUAUCUCGGGUUUGAUCGGCAACUCCCUGGUUUUAGGGAUUUUUAUUAAACGCGGUAUGUUAAAGCAGCCCUUCCACAUCUACCUCGGCAAUCUCCUCACGGCCAACAUCAUCUGGCUGAUCUUCCAGAUCCCGCUGGACGUCACCAACCAGAUCUAUCCGGUGUGGUUUUUGGGGAAUGCGGCGUGUGCCAUAUACCAGUACGCUAUCAAUGUGCCGGGCGGGGUCACUACCAACACCCACCUCCUGAUCGCGCUGAACCGCAUCUGGGCGGUGCAAUCACCGCUGACCUAUGCCCACCAUCACAGCCGCAGCUUCGCCCUGGGCGCCUGUAUUGUCGUGUGGAUUCUAGCGUACGGGAUGGGCGUGCCCGGGAUUGUCCUGCACGCCUACAACACCCCGGACUAUCCGGAUAAUUGCCAGUUGAGUACUGCACCGGCAGUCAGUCAGUGGUUAUUGACCAUCCAGAUUAUUAUCUACGACAUCCCCAAUGUGCUGAUGUUGGCGUUCUAUCCGUUCUUGGUGUGGAAACGCCAGCAGCGCAACCGGAUUCGGCAGCAGCGCAAAGCCCCGACCAAUACCAGUAUUAACGCCAUUGCCCAGCCGAGUAGUGUGGGCACCACCGCCGCGCCGUCCGAUAAGAAGACCGGGCGGAGUUCGGAGAAUUAUAAGGGGUUUAUUUUGUUGACGUUCCUGACGGCGGGUGUGAUGCUCUGCUGGACACCGUGUAAUGUUAUAUAUACGGCAGGCGGCUUCAUCGACGUCAGCACUUGGACGUUGUCGACGCAGAUCAGUCUGUUCUUGUUUGAUCUCCUGCCCGUGGUGGAUCCCAUCAUGUUUGCUCUGAUCUUUCUUACCAAUAAAACGGGCGGCUCGGAGUGAUUAAAGUAUUAACGUUCACGGAAUACGAUUAAUUCCGCGAAAACGUAAAGCGUGCAAAUAUUUAUAUCAAGUUAAAUAAAUGGGCAUGCCGAAAUCUUGUUUUUGUGCGGAAAAUUGUACUAAAUACAUAGUUUUUGCAUGUGAUUCGAUAUAUGGCAACUUAUGCAUCGAUGAUGUUGUUUUUCUAUUACGAUAACUGAAACUGGGCUGUUUGAUG
Molecule: messenger RNA, 1514 nt
Organism: Paramacrobiotus metropolitanus
Lineage: Eukaryota; Metazoa; Tardigrada; Eutardigrada; Parachela; Macrobiotidae
Product: alpha-2B adrenergic receptor-like
Exons: 1
Coding region: 278-1297 (339 amino acids)
Biological process (GO): neuropeptide signaling pathway
Cellular component (GO): membrane
Molecular function (GO): G protein-coupled peptide receptor activity
Source: RefSeq, a predicted model, not a curated record